Schizophyllum commune H4-8 is the source of this 1555-nucleotide messenger RNA. RefSeq lists its product as uncharacterized. NCBI's taxonomy places the organism in Eukaryota, Fungi, Basidiomycota, Agaricomycetes, Agaricales, Schizophyllaceae. Bases 358 to 1290 code for a protein of 310 amino acids. The record is from RefSeq and is a predicted model, not a curated record. The transcript has a single exon.
GCAAGAUCAGAGCCGGCGAAGCCGGAACUUCCUCUAGUAGUGAUUUUCCGGUAAAUAAUUAGAUGGUAAAGGCUGAACAGUGGCAGGCUAUGAUAUGAGUAUUCGCUUUGCUCAGGUAAACCUUGCGCUGGAGCGAGUAUGUGCAAGAUGAAGGUCGCCGCCGCCUCCCCUCCUCGCCAACCGCCUGCCGUAGGCAGGCCUCAAGAGCUACUAUAGAUAGGAUUUGACGACGCUUCGUCUAUCCCUUUUGAUAGUCUCUCGGGGGCAGAUGUUGGUGGGGCUUCGCAGUGAGGGAUCGAACCCCUUUUGACAUUCCCUUUCUUUUCCCCGCCCAUCACAGGCACACCCACAGGCCCAAUGGCCGAGGAACCUUUUGCUAUGUUCGCCCCCGGACGCGUCCUCGCUUUGGACACCAAUGACGGCCGACGCCUUAAUUUCACUGUCGACCGCCUAUUCACCCCGGUCACCAAGAGCGUCGUUGUCGUCGCGCGCUGCGAUCAGUUUGGUCCCAGCCUGGUAGUGCUCAAAAUAUACGACCCUCGCUUCAUCAACGAGCGCAACGGGCACGAGAGCAAGUUUGGGUGGAGCAAGCCCCCACGUCCGUGGUCUCUCGCCGCCGAGCGCGCCGCGCCAGCCACAUUCGACUCCAAGGCGAUCUAUCUCCCCGAGCCACCGGCGGACGACCUUGCUGGCCAGUUCGAGCGCGCGGCGAUCUGGGAGGCACACCUACGCCAGGUGAUGGAUGAAUCAUUCUGGUACGAGCGCGCGGCGUACCAUAAUUUGCGGGACCUCCAGGGCGGCGCUAUCCCGCGCCUGCUCGCAGAGGGCCGCUUCAUCCCGCCUGACAAGCGCGCAUACGUGCCGCAUUCGCUCGUGCUGGAAUACAUCGAGGGCGUCACCCUUGGCCAAGCACCGUUGGAGCUGUUGACGCCAGCCGUAGGCGUUGCGCUGGUACGCGCCGUCGAAAGCUUUGCGGCACACGGCGUCUUCCACCAUGACCUGAACCCUGGCAACGUGCUUGUCACGGCCGAUGGGCGCGGCGUUAUCGUGGAUUUUGGCUGCGCGGGCGUGCGCAACUCGGAGAACGUGUGGACGGACGAGGACUGGGCACAGCACAUGGACGCGGUGGACGAAGGGAAUGCCAUCAGGUUUAUGUUCCAGCGGAAGGGCGUUGAUUGUAGUGGGGAGUUAAAGCCAAGGUGGCGCCAUUUCGACGUCAGAACGGGAUCCUGGGCAGACGUGGUGGAGGGCAGUGAGGCCGUGAAUACUGGGUCAGUUGGCGCGAGCUGAGACGGGAGGUUUAGGCCCUCCUUCGUUCAACAGGGAGGUUCAGGCGCGAGUUGACACGAGAGGUUCAGGCGCGAGAUGGGACAGGGAGGUUCAGGCCCUCCUCCGAAACGCGACCCAGCCGAGUAGAUUGGCGCGAAGUCCCGGCCCUCUCGCCAUCCCAUCGCCGACCCGACCGGUUUACUGCCGAUCCGACCGUCUUACUGCCGCUAGGCAGCUUCCCUGACGGACUGCCGCUAGGCAACUUCCCUGACGGAAUGCCGCUGGG